UUUGUAAAAUGCAUCAAUAAUGUCUUGUGCUAACUGUAAACAAAACUUCCCUAAGAAAUCAGGAGGGUAUCAUCGCUAUUCUUCGAAUAUAAAAUGUGUUGGAUCAGAUAUAACUGUUUUUGAAGCUUUGGAAAAGGUUACUGGAGUAACUUUUGAAGACUAUACCGAAGAUGAAGCAGAAGCAGAAACAGAAACAAGUAAUGAAAAUGUUGAGGAGUACCCAGUACAAGAAGAAGCAAGUUCAAGUAGCCAGAAAAAUAAGGAAAAGUUAGCUGUGCAAAAUGAACCUGGACCAAGUAAUAAAAAGAAGAAGGUUAAGUUAAAUGCGCAAAGUAAAGCAAAACAAAGUAGUCUAAAAAAGCCAGUAGAGUCUGUUGUACAGAAUGAAUCAAGACACAGUAGUCGGAAAAGGCAUGUAGAAAAUUCGAUGGAAAGUGAAUCAAAACCUAGCACUCGAAAAAAGAAAGUUCAAUAUUCUUUACAAAGUGAAUCAAAAUCAUGCAGUCAGAAAAAGCAGAUUGAUAGUACAGUACAAAAUGAAAAAGAAAAAAGAAAGAAACCGUUGUAUUUCUUGUGCAACCGCUGUUACGUGCAUCUGUCAGAUUGUAUGAGACACGAGAAAGCAAUUGCAGAUUUUUGGGGACGACACCAGGAAGACUCGUAUAUUGGUGAGAGACGUGGGGUUUAUGCUGCUGAAUUACAUUACCAUAACGACCAUUCCUACGCUUCCAAAGAAGGACAAUUGCAUAGGAAUAUGCCUCCCAUUAAUGACUUGAGGGCUCCAAAUUAUGAGGCCAAGAGACCUAAAUAUACAGGCUCCAUUAAAAAGAAUCAUCUGAAUAACAGAAGCAAAAACCCUUGGCAAAUCAGAGUGAACAAAAACAAUAAAUGGGACACACUUGUCACUGCCAUCAGAGCGAGGCAGUACCGACGCGCUGCUAAAAAAUUUUACUCUGCCACGAAAGGAUCUCGCAAGGGGUUCUUAACAGUUGUCGGCAUAAUUGCAAGGCGAGAAAUUCGAAAAUUGUUUGAAGAGGAAACAAAGUUCUCAUUGUGUUCAGUUACAGAUUUUCCAAAUACAAAAGAUUUUUGGGAUAAGACUCUGGAUCAGUUGAAAACAGAAGCACCACUUCUGUACACUGUUCUCUGUUCAAGUGUAACGUCACGUAUAACGGAGGCCACUCUGUUGCGAGGAAGUACAUGUUUAAAGCCACAGCUUGGGGUAACACUUACAUGUCUGAUGCAUACUCGUGCACCACGAAAAUUGAAUUCCAUAGCUAAGUAUUUGUGCAUUAACUUUUGGCGAAAACGACUGAGAGGUGAACUUGAAAGGAAGACUGUUGCUGGAAAUCGCAGUCUUUGUGAUGUCUACCCAAGGCAAGAAAUAGUCAAAAUCAGUAAAGAUUUUCAAAGAGCUGAAAAAAUUACUCAGAAACAUUUGGAGGAAGAAGUUAUUGACAACAGAAGGUGCAUAGAAAACGAGGCUGCUAUGGAAGUUGAAGAUUUUGAUUUUGAUAAUGAAGACGUUGUACGUUAUCACAAGAUGGCAGCUUUAACGGAAGUAUCCAGUAAUAAGAUGUUUAAUGGGCUCCAGAAAGUCUUCAGCCAUGAAAGCAAGGAGUGUAAAUGUACCAUGAAGUUUGGUGUAUAUCUUCCUCCACAAGCAGAAGAUAAGAAAUGUCCUGUCUUGUACUGGCUGUCUGGACUUACAUGCACGGAACAGAACUUUGUCACAAAAGCUGGAGCACAGAGGGUGGCAGCAGAAAAAGGAAUUAUCAUUGUGGCCCCAGAUACAAGCCCAAGGGGAGUAGAGAUAGAGGGGCAGGAUGACAGCUAUGAUUUUGGUUCCGGAGCUGGUUUCUAUGUCAACGCCACAGAGGAGAAAUGGAAAACUAAUUAUAGAAUGUAUUCUUACAUCACAUCAGAGUUACCAGACCUUAUUAACAGCAACUUCAAAACAAAUCCAGAUAAGAUGUCAAUUUUUGGACACAGUAUGGGUGGUCAUGGAGCAUUAAUUUGUGCCAUGAAGAACCCAGGAAAGUACAAGUCAGUGAGUGCAUUUUCACCGAUUUCCAAUCCAAUUAACGCACCAUGGGGAAAAAAGGCCUUUACUGGAUACCUAGGAGAGGACCAGUCUAAAUGGCAGGAAUAUGAUGCUACAGAACUAGUUAAGAAGUACAACGGCCCACCACUAAAUAUUUUGAUCGAUCAGGGAAAGUCUGAUAACUUCUACGUAGACAAGCAACUGUUGCCUGAAAAUCUUGUGGAUGCAUGCAAAUCAAGCAAUGUACCGGUAGUUCUUAGAGUCCAAGAGGGCUAUGACCACAGCUACUAUUUUAUUGCCACGUUUGUAGAGGAGCACAUCAACCACCAUGCUCAGUAUCUCUGCCAAUGACUAGAUAGUACAGGACAGAAUAAACUAUGAGAAACAUAGAUUUGUACCAAGUUUUAUUGGACAAUCAGUGAUGCCAUAUUGCAGUUAUAGUUCUUUCAUACUGAACUGUCUUUUUUCAUGUACUUAUUUGGUGAUUUUAUGUUACAGCUUUAGAUUUUGUUACAAAAUAGUUUUUGUCUCUCCUGCCGGUUUUUCACCAACUUAUCUCUGUAAGUCUGUCACAAAAUCUGCAAGUGUAACUUGUAAACUAGAAAAGACAUUAACAUAAAAUCUGUAAUAUGAAUAGUGGAAAACAUGAAAAAUGGGCACAUUAUUUUUGUCUGUCUGUUUGUCAAUCUGUCAAAAAGUGUUAAUUUCAUGACUUUAAAGGAUGAAUUUCAAAA
Mercenaria mercenaria is the source of this 2778-nucleotide messenger RNA. RefSeq names its product S-formylglutathione hydrolase-like. The coding region runs from base 20 to 2395 and encodes 791 amino acids. NCBI's taxonomy places the organism in Eukaryota, Metazoa, Mollusca, Bivalvia, Venerida, Veneridae. The record is from RefSeq and is a predicted model, not a curated record. The transcript is spliced from 10 exons. Gene Ontology annotation, cellular component: cytosol. Gene Ontology annotation, biological process: formaldehyde catabolic process. Gene Ontology annotation, molecular function: S-formylglutathione hydrolase activity.